This is a messenger RNA of Andrographis paniculata, 1227 nucleotides long. RefSeq lists its product as uncharacterized. The transcript has 3 exons. The record is from RefSeq and is a predicted model, not a curated record. The coding region runs from base 1 to 1227 and encodes 408 amino acids. Lineage: Eukaryota; Viridiplantae; Streptophyta; Magnoliopsida; Lamiales; Acanthaceae.
AUGGAGAGAUUUUUUUCUAAAGCUCCUAAAAGUUUCAACUCAAAUAUUGAAACAUCUGGUGCAAAAGACAUGAUCGACAAUUAUAAUGAAAAGAACAAUAGAGCACGAGAAGUUGAUAUUUCAGAUGAUGAUAUUAUUGUGGAUCCUGGAUUGCGUAAAUCGAUUGACAGUUAUCCUGUUGGACUUAGAGAUGAAUUGAGAAGAAAAUAUUUGGUUAAGGGUCCUUGUCAGCCUCGCGGUCAUAAUUUUCCCGCUACAAAGUUUGGUGAGAUUCGGAGAUCAUUUCAAGAUCAGUGGUUCAAAACAUAUGAUUGGUUAGAGUACAGUGUAUCUAAAGAUGCUGCAUAUUGUUUAUGGUGCUAUUUGUUUUCUAAUGGGCAUAAGCAUGGAGAUACUGCAUUUACUGAAAUUGAUCAAAGAAGCAAUGUGGAUUAUGUUAUGAUGCAAAAAAGUUCUGAAAUGGAGGAUACUUAUCGGAUUCGAUUGACCGCAGUUGUAAAAGUGAUUCGAUAUAUUUUAAAGCAGGGCUUAGCUUUCCGUGGCCAUGAUGAGUCAACACAAUCCAUAUGCCGUGGAAAUUUUCUUGAGCUUUAUAAGUGGUAUGGUGAUAACAAUGACAAAGUUGGAAAGGUAAUUGAUAUAAAUGCUCCAGGAAAUAACCAAUUGACGUCUCCAUAUAUUCAAAAACAAAUUAUCAAUGCUUGUAGUUCAGAAGUGAGGAGUUUUAUUUUGGCAGAGAUUGAGGAUAAAUGGUUUUCUCUUUUGAUUGAUGAGGCUCGAGAUAGUUCUAUCAAGGAACAAAUGUCUUUAAAUGUUACUGACACUUCAAAAUCUUUGAAAAAUUCUAUUGAUGAAUUUCUUGCAAUAAAUGGAUUAUCACUAUCAAUGGUUAGAGGUCAAGGUUAUGAUGAGACUUCUAAUAUGCGUGGACAGUUUAACGGGCUUAAAGCCCUCAUUUUGAAAGAAAAUGAAAAUGCAUAUUAUGUUCAUUGUUUAGCGCAUCAACUUCAAUUAGUUAUUAUUUCUAGUGUCAGUCAGAAUGGGCUCGUAAGCAAUUUUUUUGAAUAUCUCUCUAUGAUUGUAAAUAUUGUUGGAGCUUCGUGUAAAAGGAGAGAUGAAUUGAGACAACGACAAUUUGAUGAUCUUGCAAGACAUGUAGAAUUGGGUGAUAUUGCUACAAGAAAGGGAAUGAAUCAAUCAAGAAAUGAGUUUGGCUCGAGCCGGUGA